Molecule: messenger RNA, 1251 nt
Organism: Scleropages formosus (Asian bonytongue)
Lineage: Eukaryota; Metazoa; Chordata; Actinopteri; Osteoglossiformes; Osteoglossidae
Product: carboxypeptidase A1-like
Exons: 10
Biological process (GO): proteolysis
Molecular function (GO): zinc ion binding; metallocarboxypeptidase activity
Source: RefSeq, a predicted model, not a curated record
AUGAGGGCUUUUGUGGUUUUUUGCUGUCUUCUGAGCUCUGUACUCAGCCAGAAGCUUUUCAAUGGUGACCAGGUGUUGCGUAUCACUGCUGACAGUGAGGAACAGCUUGGUUUUUUGGAGGAACAGUACAAUCUGGUGAAAGGAGACUUGCAGCUGGACCUGUGGCGUGAGCCAGUCAGAGGGUCCCCUGUGAUGGAUGUCCGUGUUCCCUUUGAGAGCCUUCGGCGUGUGAAAGCCUUCCUCCAGGCCCACUCACUCCGGUAUGAGGUCAUGAUCGACAACGUGCAGGCUCUCGUGGAUAAAGAGAAGGAGGCAAUGGCUCGCUCUCGUCGAAGGGAAAGGGAAAUGGGCAGCUUUGACUAUGGUUCCUAUCAUACACUGGAGGAGAUUAAUGCCUGGAUGGACAACUUGGUGGCUGAGAACCCAAAGCUGGUCUCCAAAAUCACCAUUGGACAGUCAUAUGAAACACUGGGAUCUGGACUGCAAAGAAGGCAUGCAGCUCUCACCUAGAUGGGUCAAAACAAUAUUGUGGAAGAUUACGGUCAGGACCCCUCAGUGACUGCACUGUUAGAUAAGAUGGACAUCUUUUUUGAGAUUGUUGUGAACCCUGAUGGUUAUGUCUUCACCCACACCUCAGACCGUAUGUGGCGCAAAACCAGGUCGAUCAACAUAGGUUCAGACUGUAUCGGAGUUGACGCAAACAGAAACUUUGGUGCACAUUUUGGAGGUCCCGGCUCCAGCAGUGACCCCUGCUCUACAACGUACAGAGGGCCCUUCGUGCACUCUGAGUCGGAGGUCAAAGCCAUUGUGGAUUUUAUCCUUGACCACGGCAACUUCAAAGCCUUAAUCACCAUUCACAGCUACUCACAAAUGCUGAUGUAUCCCUAUGGGUAUACCGACACACUUCCUCCUAAUGCUAAUGAACUGCAUGAUGUAGCCAAGCGUGCGGUGGAUGCCCUCGAGAGCCUUCACGGGACCAAGUACACAUACGGAAGCAUGAUCUCCACUAUUUACCCAGCCAGUGGAACCACAGCAGAUUGGGGCUAUGCCAGUGGACUGAAGUACUCUUACACCUUUGAGCUGCGGGACACUGGCCUCCAUGGCUUCCUGCUGCCAGCAGAGCAAAUCCUUCCCACGGCCCAGGAGACCUGGCACGCUCUACUGACUAUCAUGGAGCAUGUGCGAGACAACCCAUACUAACAACCUGUGUGAACCUUAACCCUAUAUGUAUUUCUGAUUUCAGAAAUAAAG